AUGGUAAUUGAAACCUUAUGCUCACUGACAUUCUGGGAUAUAGCUGAGAAUACAGAGAGUCAGAAGGGGCUGGCGUUCUGUACUGUGUCUGAGAUGGCUCAGGCAUCUGAUGUAGUCCGGUGCUUGGCUCUAGCAUCCACACACACUGCGUGGAUAAAGUCAGUGACAUACGUGGAAAAGGAGUUUAAGCAGGAAGACGUCAAGCGUGAACGGUUGCAGGCAGAGAUUGCGGAAUUACAGGUGGUUCUGCAAUAUGAGAGUCAAGGUAAUUGUGUAUGA
Sphaeroforma arctica JP610 is the source of this 279-nucleotide messenger RNA. RefSeq lists its product as hypothetical. NCBI's taxonomy places the organism in Eukaryota, Ichthyosporea, Ichthyophonida. The record is from RefSeq and is a predicted model, not a curated record. The transcript is spliced from 2 exons. Bases 1 to 279 code for a protein of 92 amino acids.